Messenger RNA from Eurytemora carolleeae, 2179 nucleotides. RefSeq lists its product as uncharacterized. Gene Ontology annotation, cellular component: centrosome; HAUS complex. Bases 121 to 2013 code for a protein of 630 amino acids. NCBI's taxonomy places the organism in Eukaryota, Metazoa, Arthropoda, Copepoda, Calanoida, Temoridae. The transcript is spliced from 18 exons. The record is from RefSeq and is a predicted model, not a curated record. Gene Ontology annotation, biological process: spindle assembly; centrosome cycle.
UUGACUCUUGAGUUUGAAAAUACCGCCAAGUUUCUUGUAAGUUGUAAUUCAUUUCAAACAGGAAUAGGGUCGAUUUAUUUUUCUGCAAUUUUGCAAAGAUUGGUAAAUUUUAAUUUGAUAAUGGACUUGGAGCGAAUAAAAGUCUGGCUGCGAGAUGAACUAAAGUACAACAAGAAUAUUCCAGAUGAUGAAAAGCUUCGUUUUGUUUGUGGGGGUCGUGUCCAAGAGGUGUGGGAGCAUCUUCUCCGAUCCUGCCGGAGUCCAGAAACAGUUCAUUAUAUUAAAGGAAACCUGGAGAUCAACAGAAGGAAAUACAAUCAUCUAGAUAAUUCUAAAAGUGUAUCCUCAAUAAAUUUGUCUGUGCGAGGGGAUGGAGGAGAACGGGAAGAAUUGCUCUUGGAGCGGAGUAGGCUUGUUUCUAAACUGCAUGAAGUUAUCGCGAAAAUUGACAGUGUUAAAUCUGGACUGAAAGCAUUAGAAGAAGAAAGAAGAACUGUACACAAUAAUGAGGAAGAGUACAAAAAAAUAAUAAAACAGAAGCGACAAAGUGCUACAUUGCUUGCUUUGUACAUGAAACAGGUUAGUGGAAAUAUAGCGCAGUUGAACUCUGUAGUGGAAUCAAUGAAGGCUGUGGACGCUCUUUACAAGGAGAAGGAGAAGGCUAUCAAGGGUGAGCAGGUUUACAGUCUAGGAUCUGGAGUGGAGAGUGAGGGAGAAAGGAACCUGAGAUUAAGCUUGGAGAAAACCUUGAACCAUAUGCUAUCAGUCCUAGAGGAGUCUGGAGCACCAGGGUCCCGCCAAGUACUACGCUCUGAUAUAUUAAACUUACUCUCCCGGCUUCCAGCUUGCUCUGUAGAGAAAGCUGUUAUCAAGAAUAUUCAAACCCAGAUAAGCAGUAUAGCAGAGAUGAGAGCAAAAUUGGAUCUGGUUGAAGAAGCAAGAAACCUUCAAAUACAGGCCAGUGCUAGAGCUGAAGGAGGGAUUAUAUCUUCAGUAAGAGGCGAGGUUGAUAAUCUCUAUUCUAAACAUAUAUCCUUAAACCAAGACCUAGAGAAAGCAAAGAAAUCUUUGUUAUUGCAUCAGAAGGAACUCGAAUCUACGCUAAAGUCGAAUAGGGAGAACAUUGGAAAUAUGGCAGACCUAGAAGCAGAGUUGGUUCAUGCUAGAGAUAUAGCAGCUAAGGAAUUUUUUGUGGCAGAGGUUGAGAGGUUGAAGCAGCAGUUGAUUGAAUUGGAAGGAAAGAAGGAGGAUCAGAAAGAGAUGAUCAACUGGGUUCGUGGGGCCGAAUCAAGAAUACAGGGAAUGACCAGCCUGAUAUCCCAGCUCAUGGAUUAUAAUAAGCAAGGUGCUGAUAAGCUUGCAGGAAGACAGACUGCUAAUCUAGAACUCCUAAACAGCUUACAAGGUCUGCAGGAACGUAUUGGAGCUUGUCUCGAUGCAGGACAGGAUCAGCCUGCUCAGAUACUCAAAACUUUUCUUAAAGCCCCAGUUGAGAGGUUCAGCUCAACUCUUGUGGAGAACAGGACGGAAUCCAACUUGAUUCCUACUCCGAACCUAUCCAUAUACAGACUCCGGUCUGGCUAUCCGUAUCCUGGUCCCGGGGAGAACGGAGUAAACAAAGACGGAUUCCUUGUUUCCCAGAACUCCAGACAGGAUUUAUGCUUCCAGGUUUCAAAUCUUCUCUCCCAUGUUCAACAGCUAAAGGAGGAAUACAAGAAUCUGUCGGAAACCAGGAAAACCGGAGAUACUUUGUCCAAUCUUCUCCAACUAGCGGAUACACUGAAACGAUGCAAAUCACAACAGAUAAAUGAUUUCCUGCCCCUGCUGGUUGAAACCGACAAGAUGAGGCGGGAUGGUGUCGAGGCUGGGAACAGGGUGGAGAAUGCCCUGGUUGAGUGGGAAGAGCAGGGUUCAGGUCGGAUAGUUGGGACGGAUACAGAGCUCCAGGUUGAGGGUUUAUCCCUCACACACUGGGAACAGACCCUGAGAGUAGCGCUAGCUCAGAAGAAAUAAAUGAACAAAGAUUUCCAUUUAAACGUGAAACAUUUUAAAUUUGAUGGCCUAAUGAUAAAGAAGAAUUAAGUUAACAUCUAUGUAAUUGUAGAUUUAUCAUACUUUAAGUUGAACACUUUUAUUUAAAAUAUUUAUGUUCCUUGUUAAUUAAAUGAUAUUUUACAGA